CGGCGGCAUUUUCGAUUACGUAACUACAAAAUUUUCAAAGUUGCGUGGAGGCAAAAGAGAACUCCUUGUGAAACUGACUCGAUUUCCAAGGAACAUUUAUUAUUAUAGCAGUACGGAGUUGGGUAUCAAACCGCUGCGAUUAGAAAGCUUUAAUUUAGGAAACAUUAGAAACUCAUCCACUCCAAAUUAGGGAGGGUGUAUGUGAUUUAUUCGAAGGGUCACCGUAGCUUGUCUAUCUUGAAAGAACUGAACCAGAACCGAGCAUUUUAACCGCGACCGGACAUAAUUAUCCUUCGCGCCCUGUAAUUUAGAAAACCACUUCAAGAAAUAUGCAACAGCACGGAUAACCUACGAUCAGGCGUUCUUUUUUUCCCGAGCGCGAAAGUGUGCGGGCGCAAGAGCCGGUAGCUCUUUCGUGCUCCAAAAGAAAAGAACGCCCGAUCGCAAGUUCGUGAAAUCUGGUCACGCGAACAAGUUUCGCAGCGUGCAAAUUGGCACGGGUUUUUAUCAAAGCACGGUGUUUGCGUGACUAAGAUAUGGGUCAGUGAUAAAAUAUUGCUUCGAUUUUUUUUCUCUUCUUCACAUGUAUUUGUUUAGUGCAAUUGCGUUUGUCGUGGUUACCACAAGAUCGAUACUCACCGGAACACUCAAGGGCGUAAAGAGUCAGACUUUCGAAUCGAGUAUUGAGAAAUAAAAGAGGAAGUGUUCAUGGGCCAGUAUGCGGAACUGUAAUUUACUGCUAAUUUUCCUGUUGAUUUUAGUAAUUGUUUACCAAAUUUGAAAAAAAAAAAUCUGGCAAAUAUGAUUUUCGGAAGAAUUAGUUCGUCCGACUUCCUUGUUAGCUUAAUCAAUUCUUCGAGGAAACUACCGCUCUAAGUUGAAUGGCUUUCGGUGCAUAAUUUGAGCGUCUCUGGCUUUUUAUGAAACUCUGUUCAGUACCACAUCGUUAGUUAGAAUUACUCGAAUGCGUUGGUAGCGAGGAAUGCCGAGACUGGUUCUUAAUCAAAACGAUAAGAGCCUUGUUCAGUUCUUAACUUUUGCCAUUAAACUAAUUGAAAACAUGAUUCAAGUCGGAAAAUUUGUCUUGGAAGUAAUUAACAUCUGAAAGACAGGCUAAUUUUAGCGCGUUUGAUCGUAAGAGUUUCUGAAAUUAGGACCGGGGGUGAUCCCAUAUUAGCUUCUUGAAAAAUACCACCUGAAAUAUCGCAAUAUCCAACCAAGAAUCGGGUCCUUUUAUUUGCGUUUUGUUUGUUGCGCAUUAUCGUCAAUGUCCACAUCUUGUAAAAGUUUCGAAACUUGGUUCCUAGAAACUUCCCCAAGAGCUAGGUUUCGUUAUGUGUUCUAUUUACUGGGUAACUUCGUUGUAUGAACAGUCCAAAGGAAGACAUAUUUCAAGUAUUAUUUGGAUUGCUUAAUUACAACCAGUGAAAGGAAUCUGAAAACCUUAAAAGGAUACUUGAAAUUCAGGCAGCAAUAUUCCUUCGUUUGCCAAGUGAAGAUUUAAUUAAGGAAAACACUAAAUUUUGGAGAGGAUGGCGCGUACCUGAAGAGGGUGCUUUUUCUUUCAGCUGUAGUAACACUACCCACCAGCUGGUCAAAUUAGAACUUAUCUUUUAUUAGUGUUUGGCCUUUGUCAGGGAAAGGAACCUACCGGUCACUAUUUAUCGUGGUUUUCUGAGGCAACAGAGGAGGGAUCAGUCGUCGCUGACAGAGUAUCUAGUGGGACUACAAUCGAACCUGUAUUUAGCUGUACCGUAUUAAUUAAGCGAUCACCCUGUAUAAAGCAUUUAAUCGCCAAAGUCCAGAAUUUUGUUUCUCCUUGAUCACUGUAAAUUUCACCCCUAUAAUGCGGUCAUCUGCGGUCGCAGUCACCUUUUACUUAGUCCCCACGGCCUGUUCUUGUUGUCCUCCAACUGUGUUGAGCGGUUAAUGCCGGAAAGCGAGACCACUCUAACGAAACUAGGAAUAACCUUUUAAGAAAUUUUAAUCCAUCUCAGUUCUCUCCACAAAAUUAAAGUGAUUUGCAUGUUCAGUGUAGCGCGUAGUAGAGAAGUAGAAUUAAUUAUCGUAAUUACGAAUUCGCCUCGACUACGCGCGGCGGGAAAAUCAGGUCAUGUGACUUAUAAUUUAAAAUGAACAAUUUAUGCUGUAACAACAUUCGAAGCUGGUCAUCAACGGUCAUAAAAGCGCAAACAUCAAGAUAAAGCAUCGAGAUAGCGAAUCAAGGGAACUGACUACGCAGAAACACAAAUUGUUACCAUCAGAAUGGGUUUGAUAUUACGACUCCUUCAAAUUGUUUUGAUAAGCGCUCAGCUCUUAAAAGCAGCAACAACAACAGUAGAAUCAACACCAAAAAAACAGGGAUCACACUCUUUAGUAGUGUCACAGAUACCACCGUCUAACCAGUCGCUACAAAGAACACAAUCAAUAUCUGCGACAAUAACUGCAACAAUCAUUGCCAGUUUGCCUGCUCCGUCAACUUUGCAAAGCUCCAGUGACAACGGAAACAGCCCGUUGACAACGCCGACAACAAUUAACACCACUUCAUGGAAAUCCUCGAGUGUAGGUGCAGUAUCAUCCGCAUCCUCAAGUGUGCAAAAAGCUCUCACCUCGUCUUCAACGAGCAGCACGUCCCUACCAGACACUGCUUCGCAGCCAAGAGCCUCAUCAAAUCUCAGUGCAACAGAAAGUGCUUCAGACAACAGAACUGGUGUUCCAAACGAAACGCCUCCUAUCACUUCAAGUUACGCAACUUCGCCGACGACCUUAACCAACUCAGGCCCUGCUACAACUCAAGCUGUGUAUUUCACCAGCAAUCCUACGAUAAAAGAGAGCUUUACCGUUCCAGUCGCUCCUACAACUAUAGAUUCUUCUCCAACGCAAACUACAACAAUCUCAGGUUUGCCUGCUUCGUCAAAUUUGCAAAGCUCCAGUGGUAAACGAACCAGCCCGUCAAACGAAGGUUCAGUAACAACCACAACCCCAGAGGUGCAAAACACUCUCACCUCGUAUUCAACGAGCCGCAUGUCCCUACCAGAGAGUGCUUCGCAGUUGAGAACCUCGUCAGGUCUCAUCGCAACAAAAAGUAACGCUUCAAGCUACUUAACUGGUGUUCCCAAGCAAACGCUAUCCAUCAAUUCAAGUCACGCAACUUCGCCGGUGACCUCAACCAACUCAGGCCCCGCUACAAAUCAAGCUCCGCAUUUCACAAGCGAUCAUUCGACGAAAGAGAGCUCCACCAAUCCGGUCGCUCCUACAACUACAGAUUCUUCCACAAAGCAAACUAUAACAACCUCAGUUUCAGUGUCGCUAAACUGGACAGACUGGUCUGUGGACUCAAGUGACUGUCAGCGGCAUUGUUCAAAUGUGGGAGGAACUGUGACAGCGAGUCGUCAGUGCUAUUCACACACAGUAACGUUCGAAAAUAGUUACUGUAUCAGAUACGAAUCAUUUAAAAAAGUGUUUAAAUGUGGCCAACCACAUUGUCCAGUCUCAGGAACAGAACCAUUAGGAAUGUCAAUCUAUACUGUGCUAGCCGGCACUUUGCUCCAUAUGUCGCCGAACUUUUUCGGGGGCUAAGACUUCAACGAACUUUAUAAGGUCAACGUGUGUGUCAAGCUCUCUUGGAACGAGUGUAUACAUUAAAG
Messenger RNA from Stylophora pistillata, 3647 nucleotides. RefSeq lists its product as uncharacterized. NCBI's taxonomy places the organism in Eukaryota, Metazoa, Cnidaria, Anthozoa, Scleractinia, Pocilloporidae. The record is from RefSeq and is a predicted model, not a curated record.